AUGGCGGUGGCCAUGAGCCUCUCAAAUUUCUCUCGAAAUGAACUUUUCUCGUCGAGGUUCACGAUGCCCAAACCACCUUCUCUGAAGGAGAAAUCUUUUCAACUUCAUUUCAUGACCAACAUGUCCUCACACUUAUUCACUGAGAAAAAAGUUCAGGGAGAUCAAGGAGCAGCCAUUCGAGUUGCUUUGCUAAAUCUAGAAACUGGAGAUGUUGUGCAGAGCGGGCCAGGAUCAACAGCUAAGUUGAACGUUGUUGUAUUUGAUGGUGAUAUUGAGGAAGUUGAUUGGACAAGGGAACACUUGGAAAGCCACAUAAUAUCAGAGGGACCUGACAAGAGAAAGCCACUUCUAUCUGUUGCCAAGAAGAAUUUCCCACUUUUACUGAGUGACUACGUAUGGAGACUGGUCGGAGUGGUGAUGGGUGGACAGGCGCACAAACAAUUGACCGGAGCUAGGAUCAUCAGAAUCGUGGGCGGCGGAAUCUCCGGUGCUAUGUGGAAACAUACUUUGGAGCAUGCCACGUUAUGUGUCUCUGAUGACAAACAAUAUGUUUACUAUUUUGAUGUAGGCCGAUCCCUUGGCAUUCACUUCAACUGGAACUAUGAGCUCAAAGGACUCGUCCGUAAUGCACAAUUCUCCGGUGUGGAAUCACUUUCCAGAGGUCAAAAGGUCUACCUUGAAUCCCUAUCGGAAAUUGCCUACCAGAACUAUGACCAAAUCUCAGAAUGCCAUUCCGAUAUGCUGGACUCCAAUGUUAUCGCCAAGUCAGUUUAG
Messenger RNA from Eucalyptus grandis, 774 nucleotides. RefSeq names its product calmodulin-binding protein 60 D-like. The coding region runs from base 1 to 774 and encodes 257 amino acids. Gene Ontology annotation, cellular component: nucleus. Gene Ontology annotation, biological process: regulation of salicylic acid biosynthetic process. Gene Ontology annotation, molecular function: calmodulin binding; DNA-binding transcription factor activity; sequence-specific DNA binding. The record is from RefSeq and is a predicted model, not a curated record. NCBI's taxonomy places the organism in Eukaryota, Viridiplantae, Streptophyta, Magnoliopsida, Myrtales, Myrtaceae. The transcript has 4 exons.